This is a messenger RNA of Naumovozyma dairenensis CBS 421, 891 nucleotides long. RefSeq names its product Igd1p (gene IGD1). Bases 1 to 891 code for a protein of 296 amino acids. The transcript has a single exon. Lineage: Eukaryota; Fungi; Ascomycota; Saccharomycetes; Saccharomycetales; Saccharomycetaceae. The record is from RefSeq and is a predicted model, not a curated record.
AUGUCCAAUACUAAAAGUAACUUACAAGUCCCUGAUGAUGGAGGCAAUGGUGGUUUCACGGCAUCUGAAGAUUUUAUAAACUUAAAUGAACCACCAAGACCAAAGGCAAGUCCAAAUCCUUCUGAAAUGAAUUUUCCCUCUUCAAGAAGUAACUUCGACAUCAAUAAUAAUAAUAAUAGUACCACCACUAAUCCAAUGGAGCAUAGUUCCCCUCGUGAGGGGGGCAUUGCUGCUGGUCCCGGUAAUACGUCAGUAGAGGCCCCAGCUCCUAGAAAGUUACACAUCAGACGUCAUUCCACAAAUUAUAUAGACGCAUUGUCAAAUAAACAAGGGCAAAAGGAAUCAAAAAGCCAAGAUGGAAAUCAUGAUAAUAAUAAACGUGAUGAACAAGAUCCAUUGUCUCCUAUAGCUAUAUCUCCUGAGAAAAGACAACGGGAACAUGACCCUAUAAAAAAGGGAACGAGACCAAAACAAACCGUUUCUCCAUCAAUGGAUUUCCAAGAUUUAAGACAUGAAAAUCAAUUGAAAAGUAGUGGUAAUGCCAACAGUUACUUUCUAGAUAACGAAAAUGAAAACAGUAAUGAUAAUGUUCAAAAAUAUUCUGGUAAUGACUACAGAACUAGACAUAAAUGUUCAGAUAUGGGAGAUUAUAUAUUAGGAAAUUCCAAACAUUCUAAUGAAGAGGAUAACAAUGUGGUGAAUGCAAACCUGGAUCAACAGAAGCCAAAAAAUAGUAAUGAUGGUGAUGACGACGACGGGCAAACUACACUAGGUCAAGAUGCACAAAUUCCUGUUCCUCCUGCAACUUUAGAAAGAAGAAGAUCUUCAUUCGAAUACGAAGAUUUUAAAAAGGAUAUUUAUGAUCGUUUGAAAAUGUUCGAAACAAAGUAA